Molecule: messenger RNA, 318 nt
Organism: Hepatospora eriocheir
Lineage: Eukaryota; Fungi; Microsporidia; Hepatosporidae
Source: the annotation of a GenBank genome assembly
AUGAUUGUAUGUAUAAAAAAACUAUUUUACAAAUUUUUGUCUCUGUCCCUAUUAGUUACGGGGACAUGUUCAUAUUUUAUUAUUUUACUCGAAAAUGCUUAUAGAACAUCAUUUGAUAAAACAUUCACAUUGUUUUUAAUAUCAUUUGUUUAUUUACUUAUAAAUAUUUUAAUUAAAAAUGAUAAACUUGAAUUUAUUGAUUUUAGUUUUAAAAAACAUACUUUUAUAGAAGAUGAAUCUGAACAGAUAGAAGAUUUUAUUGAUUCAGAAGAUUCAAUUGAAAUUCAAAUUAUAAAAAAUGAAGAUAAAAUUAAUUAG